AUGGGUAUUACGGCGGCUUCAAAGAAGAGGAAGGUCCGCGAUGGCAUGGCUGGAAAGGUCCAGCCCAAAAAGAAGUUCAAGAAGCAGGCCGCAUAUCACAGCAGCUCAGAAGACGACAGCAACGACGACGACGAGGAGGCAGAAGAGGUCUUUGCGCCUGUGAAUCUGCUCGACUCGGAUUCAGAAAAGGAGUAUACGAAUGCGCCAAGAAGCAAGAGCAAUGGUGCAAAACCAACCGAGAAAAAAAUUAAAUCAGCGAAAAAUCCAUCGAAAAAGACGAACAAUGACGAGAAAAGCGAUGAAUCCGGAGACAAUGACGACGCUGAAGACAAAGAAGAGUUAGAAGAAUUAGAAAAUGAUUCAUACCCCGAAGCAGAAGAAGGCGACGACGACAAUGACAUGUCAGAUGCGUUCGGCUCGGACGACGACGACAACGACGGCAACCAGAAAAAGGUUCCAAAACGCCAUGAUCCCUCGGUGUUCUCGACUUCUAUUUCGAAAAUUCUGUCCACCAAGCUGUCUACGGCUGCACGCGCAGAUCCAGUCUUGUCUCGAAGCAAGAAUGCCGUUCAGGCAUCGGCCGAGCUUGCAAACGAGCGUCUAGAACAACGAGCACGCGCGAAGCUUCGCGCUGAGAAGAAAGAGGAGCUGGAUCGGGGCCGAGUUCGGGAUGUCCUGGGUAUUGAACGCGGACAGGCCGGAGAAACUGCCGAGGAAGAAAAGAGACUGCGAAAAAUCGCCCAGCGUGGUGUUGUCAAACUGUUCAAUGCGGUCCGCGCAGCCCAGGUUCGGGGUGAAGAGGCUGCUCGAGAGGAACAGAAGAAGGGAACGAUCGGAAUGGAAGAGAGAAAGAAAGCAGCCAACGAAGUCAGUAAGCAGAGCUUUUUAGAUCUUAUCAACGGGAAAAAAGGUGCUCCGUUGAACAUUGAAGAGGCUUGA
Messenger RNA from Talaromyces rugulosus, 939 nucleotides. RefSeq lists its product as uncharacterized. Gene Ontology annotation, biological process: maturation of LSU-rRNA; maturation of 5.8S rRNA. The record is from RefSeq and is a predicted model, not a curated record. Lineage: Eukaryota; Fungi; Ascomycota; Eurotiomycetes; Eurotiales; Trichocomaceae. Gene Ontology annotation, cellular component: preribosome, large subunit precursor. The transcript has a single exon. Bases 1 to 939 code for a protein of 312 amino acids.